AUGUCCCAAGGUCACGAUAACAGUGCACUUGCUGAAUUGAUCAAACGAGAACGGGCGAACCUGAUUUCGAACGCUGUUCUCCAGCAUCUGAGACUGAAGGGGAAGCGUGUGGCGUUCGACGAGAAUGGCAAUCUUGUGGUUCAGCCCAUGCGGUUUGAUGACGAGUUGCUGUCGAGUCACGGCGGCAGAGAUGGCCAUCUGAACAAUAACUCGAACUCGCUGUCUGGCUCGCUGGGUCAGGAUUCACGAGAUUCGUCUUUGGAGAACUCAGACGAAGAGGAUGCUGAUGAUGAGGGAGGUGAUGAGGAGAAUGAGAAUUACGAUAAAGACGGGCCCAAGUCUUCGCUGAAGUCUGGUGGCAAGGAUAGGUUGGAUGUGCCGGGAGGAAGGUCGCUGCGCCAUUCUCAGCUGGCGCUUCUGGCUGCCAAUUUGCUGGCGUUGAAGAGGUUUCGGUCAUAUCCGCAUUCGUCCACAUCCAUGGGCGAGUCCCAGCUGCUUGAAGGGGCGUACUUUUCCCAUCAGAACUCACAGUUUAAUCUUCCUGAGUUCAACAAAAGACCUCUUACAGAUACUCCAAUCGUCUCGGGCGUGGCGUCGCCAGAAACCAGAGAACAGAGCGAAAGCGAAAGCGAAGACGUUCUGGCCAAAGAAGAUAAAAAGCAUCCCAAGAAUAUCUCCCACUUGAGCUUGGCUGAUUUAAAUGCUGUUUCUGCAGCUGUCGUUGAUGCCCUGCGUCCGCUGAGUGGUUCCAUAUCGCCAAAGUCCACCGCUCGUGGUGUCAAAACACAGCAUAUUCCUCCGCUAGAUUCCAAGGACACCGCCCAGGCGCCACCUGCUCCAGCAGACCCUCAAAUCAAACCAGACUUCACUGUCGAUCCUGUUGAGCAGGACAAACAGCAUGCCCAAGCCGAUAAACAACGCAAAGAAAAAAGCAUAGAAAAGAAAAAGAAAAAGGCUGACGCCAAGAUCCUCGCCGAAAUCAAAGAAAACCUUCUUCAAGAUAUCCCUCCAGAACUCCAGCAUCAAUUCGAAAAGUCUCCAUCCUUGGAACAACUAAAGAGCGUGCUUCUCCUGAGUCCAUUCCAUAAACUGAAAAAAGCAUAUACCCUUAAUAUCCCUGGUCAGACGUCGUCCAAGACUUCUCCUGACGGUCGCAUUGCUUCUGUUGAUGUUGGCUCCAAGUUGGUCAUUGUCAUGGUUGGUCUUCCCGCCAGAGGUAAAUCCUACAUCACCAAUAAGCUUACACGGUACUUGAACUGGCUUCAACACGACUGCAGAGUUUUCAAUGUGGGAAACACCAGAAGAAUGGAUAAAGAGAAUGUUCUAGGUCCAGCGCAGAAGCCUUUGCCUGAUACGAAUACUCCACUGCCUCACACUGGUAGGUCGCCUGAAACCAAGCCUUCUGCAUCUCAUAUGGCUGAUUUCUUCAAUCCAGAAAAUAAAGCAUCAAACGACCUUCGUGAAAAGUGGGCUAUGGAUACUCUAGAUAACUUGCUUAAUUGGGUCCUUGACGGUCCUGGCUCGGUGGGUAUUUUAGAUGCCACUAACUCCACCAAAAAGAGAAGAAUCAAGGUCCUUAAGAGAAUCCAGGAAAGGUCCAAGGGCGAGCUUAAGGUUCUUUUUAUGGAGAGCAUUUGUUCGGAUCCAGCUAUUCUUGACACAAACAUCAGACUCAAGCUUUCUGGACCUGAUUAUAAGGAUAUGGAUCCCGAAGUGGCCCUCAAGGACUUUGUGGGUAGAUUGAAGAAUUACGAAAGAGCAUACGAAACGAUUGACGAAUCAGAGGAGGAAAUUGAAGGGUUCCAGUACAUUAAGAUGAUUGACGUGGGAAAGAAGGUUGUCAGUUUCAACGUCCAGGGCUUCUUGGCGUCCCAAACUGUGUACUUCUUGUUGAACUUCAACUUGUGUGAAAGACAAAUCUGGCUUACACGUCAUGGUGAGAGUACAGAUAAUCUUAGUGGUCGUAUUGGUGGAGAUGCGUCUCUUACCAAGCGUGGUCAGCACUUCUCCAAGACCCUUACUCGUUUCUUGAACUACCAGCGUAAGGAAUUCAGAAAGAAGCAGCUCGAAAAGUUCUCUUCUCGUCUUGAGUUGCGUUUCAACGAGUUGGUUGACACCAAGAAGGGCACCAAGAACGGAAACGGUAAAGACAAGAAGACCAAGGUGGGCCAUAUCCCUACAGAACCAAGUUUCUGUGUUUGGACAUCGAUGUUGAUCCGUGCCGUUGAAACAGGAAGCUACUUUGACGAACUGGCGUAUCAUAUCAAGGCCAUGAGAAUGUUGAACGAGCUCGGUGGAGGUAAAUUCGAAGGCAUGACCUACGACGAGAUCAAGAACAACUACCCUAAGGAGUUUGAAGGAAGAAUCAAGAACAAGCUCACCUAUAGGUACCCCGGCGUGGGCGGAGAGUCUUACCUUGAUGUGCUUGUGCGUUUGCGUCCAGUGAUCAACGAGAUUGAAAGAACCACUGACCAUCUUUUGAUUCUUUCUCACCGUGUGGUGUUGCGUGUUCUUCUUGCGUACUUCCUCAACUUGGAUAAGUCAUCUAUUGUUGAUUUGGAUGUGCCUUUGCAUACUCUCUACUGUCUUGAGCUGAAGCCUUAUGGUACUGAGUACGCCAUGUACGAGUACGACGAGCAAGCUGACUGGUUUAAGAAGGUUGAGCCUGAACACCAGAAGAACGUCAGAGAAGUGGGUGUUAAUUUCCGUGAAAGGAAGUACUCUGUCAUUCCUACCGCUCCUCCAAGUUCCAGCAACCAAAGAAGAACAACUGUUGCGAGAACUCGAGAUGGUAAAGAGAUUGGUAUUCCUCCUCCCAAGGCUCCAGGCGGUACUUCUCUUCGAAAGAGUAUCAGUCUUGGCGGUGGAGAAGGUACAAAUGAACCACAAGUGCCUACUCCAUUUACAGAAGGUGUGAGGGUGAACUCGUCGAGCUCGAGGAAACUCGCUGAUUUGAAUAAGAUGAGGAAACCCGGCGCCAGCAAGACCUAG
Messenger RNA from Candidozyma haemuli, 2991 nucleotides. RefSeq names its product Pfk26p (gene PFK26). The record is from RefSeq and is a predicted model, not a curated record. Gene Ontology annotation, cellular component: cytosol. Gene Ontology annotation, molecular function: 6-phosphofructo-2-kinase activity; ATP binding. The transcript has a single exon. Lineage: Eukaryota; Fungi; Ascomycota; Pichiomycetes; Serinales; Metschnikowiaceae. Gene Ontology annotation, biological process: fructose 2,6-bisphosphate metabolic process; fructose metabolic process. Bases 1 to 2991 code for a protein of 996 amino acids.